Molecule: messenger RNA, 861 nt
Organism: Tuber melanosporum (Perigord truffle)
Lineage: Eukaryota; Fungi; Ascomycota; Pezizomycetes; Pezizales; Tuberaceae
Exons: 4
Coding region: 147-656 (169 amino acids)
Cellular component (GO): mitochondrion; cytosol
Molecular function (GO): deaminase activity
Source: RefSeq, a predicted model, not a curated record
ACUUUCGUCAUCCCCUCCCUCUGUCCAAAUUUACUGAUAACUCGAUGUCCCUUAAAAACUGAUUGAUGCCCCCUACAUUUCCCUCAUUUGUCCUCUCGCAUCAAUUUUCGAAAUACUUCAUUAUUAGAAGCUUGGUCACCAGAAAAAUGAGCGCCAUUCCUAAACCAGUUCUCACUCAUGAUGCCGCACCCCGUAAGUGUCCCUUCUACCGAUUAUUCUCCUCUGAAUGGUUGAUUGAUCAUUGCUUACCCUUUUCGUUUGGCGAAUAUAGCUGCGGGGCCCUAUCCAUCAAGGCCAAUGGUCUCAUCUUCGUCUCCGGUCAGAUCCCCGCCGACAAGAGCGGCAAUGUUAUCAGGGGUAGCAUCGAGGAAUGCACUGAGGCCGUUUUCGUGAAUCUUGCUUCCGUUCUCAAGGCAGCCAACUCCUCCUUCAACAAGGUCCUUAAAACCACCGUCUUCCUUUCAGAUAUGGCCAACUUUGCCCGCAUGAAUUCUGUUUAUGAGAAGCAUUUUUCCGGCCACAAGCCGGCGAGGAGCUGUGUUGCUGUGAGAGAAUUGCCAAAGGGAGUUGAUGUCGAGAUUGAACUCGUCGCCUUGGAGGAUACCCUUCCUGGGAAGGCUCAAGAGGGGAGCCGUGGAGGCGUGGAGGAGGAGUAGAUUUGAGGGUUUUUUUCUGUGGUCAAGUGUGAGAAAUUCUGUUAGAAGGGUUUUCCAUGGUUGGAUCACCGCCGUCGCUCCUCUCUUUUCACCAUUCGAGCCUUGGGCAAAGUGAGCUAGCAAAAGUUCAUGAUGCGGGGGCAAAGUGUUAGCUUAUUUGUUCCCCGUUGUGAAUCGAAUGAUACACACUCCUCAAGUUCCAAAA